UUGGUAUAAUUCUUGGAAUUUUAAUAGUCAUAGCAAUGAUAGGAUUUUGUUGUUUUAGCUACUUUAAACGUCGUUAUAUAUUUCGUGAUUCUUCACUUUCACAUCAGGAAACCGGUACUAUCACCUCUCGUGACAUACCCAAACUUCAAAACAAUCUCCAAAAAAAUAUUUUUCAAAAUAAUCUCCAAAACACUAGUUCUAAUUUUUCAUCACACACUACUAACCAAGUCGAUCACUCAUACACUGCAAGAUUAACAUCAAAUGCUGAAAUGCCAUCUCAACGUGUUGAUUCUCCAUCUCUAACUGAAGGUGGAAGUAGUGGAUUUUCAGUUGAUGGACGUUCCACUCCUUCAAAUUCUUUAAAUGCAUUUCAAAUGUCAAACACAACUUUAUAUUAUAAUGGAAUUGAAAUUCCACCACCAGGUGCUCGGAUUAUUCCAUUAGAAUUACAAAUGCAGAUUGGAAAAGAAAUUAUGGUCCAAAGAGAAGAUUCUCGAAUUUCAUUAUUACCAUAUCUUGGCUCAAAAUAUAAAUUAUCUGAUCUGCCAUCAGGUACCAUAAAUAAUAGACCUUGUAGUUUAUAG
Molecule: messenger RNA, 584 nt
Organism: Racocetra persica
Lineage: Eukaryota; Fungi; Glomeromycota; Glomeromycetes; Diversisporales; Gigasporaceae
Source: the annotation of a GenBank genome assembly